Prunus persica (peach) is the source of this 810-nucleotide messenger RNA. Its product is annotated as NEP1-interacting protein 1. Gene Ontology annotation, molecular function: ubiquitin protein ligase activity. Gene Ontology annotation, biological process: protein ubiquitination. The record is from RefSeq and is a predicted model, not a curated record. The transcript has a single exon. Gene Ontology annotation, cellular component: cytoplasm. Bases 1 to 810 code for a protein of 269 amino acids. NCBI's taxonomy places the organism in Eukaryota, Viridiplantae, Streptophyta, Magnoliopsida, Rosales, Rosaceae.
AUGGAAGACUUCCCUGUCAAUGCCAUCCAUCACGAGCGUGCACACUUUAGCUUCACCUUCGAAGACAUUACCGCAGAACUAAACAACCCUAAUUGUGUUCAUAAUCGGAACGGUUCAUCAGUGCAGCCGGUUAAGUUUCAUGUCAAGAUUGUGCACGAUACCCAACACAAAUACGUCAAUUGUUCCUUGAACCGUACUGAAACCACCAUCAGAGAAUAUGUGGAAAGAAAGGAAAGAAAAUGCCGAUUCGACAUGGACAAGUUAAAGAAUUUCCGCGAGGCGCAUGGGAUUCUUUCUAUCAUGCUGGCGCUAGUUGGAAUCAGUAGAGAUAAUGCAUCCAACAAAUAUAUGGUGGAUCAGAUUAUAGUGCAGGGUCUCAUACUCGGCAAUAAGCUUAGCAGCAUGAGUCGCAAGGUGUUGGGGUUGUGCGUAUAUAUGAGAACAGAGCAAGUCAAGAGUCGCUGUGAGUCGUGUACACAAUUACUGGAAAUAGUAAUGAGUAGUAGUAAUAAUGAGGGCAUGGUGCCAGCGAGUGAUUCAGCGGUCGAGACGGUACUAAAGAGGGUUAGAGUGGGUGCAGAUGACAAAGAAGCAUCAUGUUGUGAGGAGGAGGGCCGAGAGAGAAAGAGAAGGAAAGUUUGUGUAAGUGAAAGUGAUAGUUGCACUGUUUGCAUGGAAGUGUUUAAUGGAGGAUCAGAAGUAGCUUGCAUGCCUUGCACACAUGUGUUUCAUGACAAGUGCAUAAGGACAUGGCUCAGACAAAGUCACUACUGCCCUGUUUGCCGAUUUGAAGUGCCAACUGCUGAUUGA